Molecule: messenger RNA, 1635 nt
Organism: Williopsis jadinii
Lineage: Eukaryota; Fungi; Ascomycota; Saccharomycetes; Phaffomycetales; Wickerhamomycetaceae
Product: nucleobase:cation symporter-2 family protein
Exons: 2
Coding region: 1-1635 (544 amino acids)
Biological process (GO): transmembrane transport; xanthine transport
Cellular component (GO): fungal-type vacuole; membrane
Molecular function (GO): xanthine transmembrane transporter activity
Source: RefSeq, a predicted model, not a curated record
AUGUUGCUCCCAACUACAGAAGAUGCGAAGGGCGCUGGUAAGCGACUCUUCAAGAAAUUCACAACUAAGGAAGGUCUCAUUGGUGACUAUGACUAUUUGAGUCUCUUUAUGCCAUCGAUCCCAUUCGUAUCGAAGACACAUAAGGAACAACCCUUUUUCGGGUUGGACUCGGAAAUGCCAGUUGUUUUGGGCAUGAUCUUGGGCUUCCAGCAUUCGCUGUCCAUGUUGGCUGGUAUCAUGACCCCGCCUAUUAUCAUCGCAUCUGCCGCCAAUCUCGGUAGUGCAACAUCCCAGUAUCUUGUCUCGGUAUCGCUUAUUGUCAGUGGCAUCCUUUCGUCAAUCCAAAUUACAAGAUUCCAUAUCAUGGGUACAAAGUACUACGUGGGUACCGGUUUGCUAUCUGUUGUGGGUACAUCAUUCGCCACAAUCACCAUCGUCAACAACUCGUUCCCUAUCAUGUACGCAACAGGAGAGUGUCCAGUUGCAGCAGAUGGAACACAUCUGCCUUGUCCAGAAGGAUAUGGUGCCAUCCUAGGUACCGGUGCUUGUUGUGCCCUUUUGGAAAUUGCCCUGUCGUUUAUCCCACCAAAGGUCCUACAAAGAAUUUUCCCUCCUAUCGUUACAGGUCCUGUCGUCCUGCUUAUUGGUGUUAGUCUGAUCGAAUCUGGUGUUACCAACUGGCUUGGUGGCUCAAACUGUACAGACACAUGUCCAAGCGAAGGAGCUCCAAUGGCUGGCCAUUUUGGUAACGCAAGAUUCUUUGGCCUGGGUUUCUUGGUCUAUCUAACCAUCUUGAUUUGUGAAAAGUGGGGGUCCCCAAUCAUGAAAUCUUGUGCAGUUAUCGUUGGUCUCCUUGUGGGUUGUAUUGUUGCUGCUGCCUGUGGUUACUUCAGUCCAGAUAAUAUCGAAGCUGCACCAGCUGCAACCUUCAUUUGGGUUCACACAUUCAAACUUACCGUUUAUGGCCCUGCAGUGCUUCCAAUGCUUGCAACUUAUAUCGUGUUGAUGAUGGAAGCCAUUGGUGAUAUCACAGCUACGUGUGAUGUUUCUCGUUUGGAGGUUGAAGGUGAAAUGUACGAAUCUCGUAUCCAAGGUGGUGUCCUUGCCGAUGGAUUCAACGGUUUGCUAGCUUGUCUCUGUACUAUCACACCAAUGUCAACAUUCGCCCAGAACAACGGUGUCAUCUCCAUCACAAAGUGUGCUAACAGAACAGUUGGUUACUGGUGUUGCUUCUUCCUCAUCGUCAUGGGUAUCUUCUCCAAGUUCGCUGCUGCAUUGACUUCUAUUCCAAAUCCUGUUCUUGGUGGUAUGACCACCUUCUUGUUCACAUCUGUUGCUGUUGCAGGUUUAGCCAUUAUCUCUAGAAAUAGAUUCACCAGAAGAGACCGUUUUGUUCUCACUGCUACAUUGGUGUUUGGUUUCGGUUCAACCAUGGUUAGUGAUUGGUUCUCCUAUAUCUUCACCUACGACGGUGAUAACCACGCGCUUCAAGGUUUCUACAAUGCCAUUAUUCUUGUUAUGGAGACCGGUUAUGCUAUUGCCGGUAUCCUUGGUGUUAUUCUUAACUUGUUCAUUCCUCAAGAGGAAGAAACCUUACUGGAUAACUCUAUUUUGAUCUUGAAAUAUAACAAGUGA